This is a messenger RNA of Danio aesculapii, 899 nucleotides long. RefSeq names its product putative deoxyribonuclease TATDN3 (gene tatdn3l). Gene Ontology annotation, molecular function: hydrolase activity, acting on ester bonds. The coding region runs from base 57 to 863 and encodes 268 amino acids. The transcript is spliced from 10 exons. The record is from RefSeq and is a predicted model, not a curated record. NCBI's taxonomy places the organism in Eukaryota, Metazoa, Chordata, Actinopteri, Cypriniformes, Danionidae.
UACAUCCGCCGACCCAUGUGCACUGUAGUUUUGAGCGAUCUGAAGACUCUAAAUCCAUGCAUGGUUAUAUCGACUGCCACUGUCAUAUAUCCGCCGAGGAUUUUGACAGCGACAUCGACGAUGUCGUUGCGGAGUCUAAAAAGGCAGGGCUUGUUGCCCUUCUUGCUGUAGCAGAACAUGCUGGUGAAUUUGAGAAAAUUAUUCAGCUCUCACAAAGGUUCCCUGGAUUCAUUUUGCCAUGUCUUGGAGUUCAUCCCGUCCAAGAUUCGACACAACCCAGAGGUGCUGUACCUGAGGAUUUAGAUGCAGCUUUACCACUGAUCGACAAAUACAAAGAGCACAUUGUGGCUAUCGGUGAGGUUGGCUUGGAUUUCUCACCUCGAGUAGUCAACAGUGAUGCUGGGAAAGACGGUCAGAGAAAAGUGCUCAUUCGACAGGCUGAAAUCGCAAAACAGUUAAAUCUGCCUCUGAAUGUACACUCAAGAUCUGCUGGAAGACCAACCAUACAUCUUUUGAAGGAGUUGGGUGUAGAAAAUGCACUUCUUCAUGCAUUCGACGGAAAGCCUUCAGUUGCAUUGGAGGGCGUUAAAGCGGGUUAUUUUUUCUCAAUACCUCCAUCUAUUGUAAGAAGUGAUCAGAAGCAGAAACUGGUGAAACAGGUUCCUCUGGAGAGCAUGUGUUUAGAAACGGACUCUCCUGCGCUCGGACCUGAAAAACAGGUGAGGAAUGUACCGAGGAACAUCAGCAUUAGUGCCGAAUACAUCGCCAAAAUCAAAGGCAUCCCCUUGGAGAAAGUCAUAGAAGUCACUACCCAGAAUGCCCUGCACCUCUUCCCCAAAUUAAAAACAUUUAUCAAAGCUUGACAUUAAAAGUGCACCUCUGCUUGACUUUUUAAUAGA